Carlito syrichta (Philippine tarsier) is the source of this 877-nucleotide messenger RNA. RefSeq names its product LSM10, U7 small nuclear RNA associated (gene LSM10). Gene Ontology annotation, molecular function: histone pre-mRNA DCP binding; U7 snRNA binding. The coding region runs from base 105 to 482 and encodes 125 amino acids. Gene Ontology annotation, cellular component: nuclear body; cytoplasmic U snRNP body. Gene Ontology annotation, biological process: mRNA 3'-end processing by stem-loop binding and cleavage. The record is from RefSeq and is a predicted model, not a curated record. Lineage: Eukaryota; Metazoa; Chordata; Mammalia; Primates; Tarsiidae. The transcript has 2 exons.
CGCGCGCCGCAGCCCGGGAAGCGUUUUCCUCCCCAUUUGCCGUGCAUAACUCAUCUCCCCAAACCCAGCCCCGCUGUUCUCGAGCAGGCAGCCAGUGUGGAAGAAUGGCAGUGAGCCACUCAGUCAAGGAGCGGACCAUCUCUGAGAACAGCCUGAUCGUCCUACUGCAAGGCCUCCAGGGCCACAUAACCACCGUGGACCUACGGAAUGAGAGCGUGGCUCAUGGACGUAUAGACAACGUUGAUGCUUUCAUGAACAUUCGUCUGGCUGAAGUCACCUACACAGACCGUUGGGGGCAUCAGGUCAAGCUGGACGACCUGUUUGUUACAGGUCGUAAUGUCCGUUAUGUUCACAUCCCAGAUGAUGUGAACAUCACCGCGACCAUCGAGCAGCAGCUGCAGCUCAUCCAUCGGGUGCGCAACUUUGGGGGCAAGGGUGAGGGCCAAGGCCGGCGGGAAUUUCCCUCCAAAAACCAAAAGUGAGGCUGUGCCCUCAGCAAGCUCUGGCCUCAACUCAGUUUCCUUCAAUGUGUGAGCCAGCUCCCUGCCAUCCCUCCCUGCCCAGAACCUGAGAAAGGGCAGGGCCAGUCCAGAAACUGGUGUCCGACAGAUACCACCUAUUAUAGCUGCCUUUCUCAGGGUUCCUAGAGUCACCCUGGGACCCAGAAUCCUAUCUGUCUGUGGCCUUGGGUAGGUGACAGUGCCCCUUUUGGAGCAUUUGCAUUAUAAUUUCUGAUUUACUGACUUAGGGAAUCUGUCAAAUAGUUUUCAAUUCUCUUCGAGUGAGAAUUAUUACAUGUGCUCAGCCUGAGUUGCCCCUAAGUAUACCCUUUUCCCUGGCAAUUGUGUUCAUUUUCUAAUAAAGCCAAACUUGGGUA